UUGAUGGAAAUUGGUCCUGAAAAAGUUGUUCAAGUUGUUACAGAUAAUGCAUCAAAUAAUGUUGCAGCAGGGAGAAUAUUGGAAGCAAAUUUUUCUCAUCUAUACUGGACUCCAUGUGCAGCUCAUUGUAUAGAUUUGAUGUUGGAGGAUAUCUUUAAGAUCCGUGUUUUCAAAAAAACAUUCCGCAAAGCUGUUGAGCUUACUGGUUUCACAUAUGGCUCUUCAGGAGUUCUAAAUAUGUUGCGGAAGUUUACUAAUGGAGUAGAAUUGCUAAGGCCAGGGCAAACUAGAUUUGCUACUGCUUUUAUUACACUGGGAAGGAUUCAUCUUCAGAAAGCCAACAUUAGAAAAAUGUUUACUUUGGAAAGUUGGACAACUAGUAAAUGGGCUAAAGAGGUGAAAGGCAAAAAGUGUGAAAGGACGGUUUUGAGUCCUACCUUCUGAAAUCAUGUUGUUUAUGCUCUUAAGGUUUCCGGUCCUCUUGUUCGUGUGCUUCGACUUGUUGAUAAUGAAAAAAAACCAGCUAUGGGAUAUAUUUAUGAAGCCAUGGAUAGGACUAAAGAAGCCAUUGCCAACUGACUCAAUGGCAAUGAAGAGAAAUACAAGAGCAUUUUUUAGAUUAUUGAUGCGAGAUGAUCACUUCAAUUGCAUCGUCCUUUGCAUGCUGCUGGAUACUUUUUGAAUCCUGAAUUUUUUUAUCCAAAUAAGAUGAGAAUUGAAUCUGAUGAAGAGGUCAAUACAGGAUUGCUUUCAUGCAUUCAUAAAAUGGAAAAAAAUUCAGCAAAAGUUGAUAUGAUUCUUGAUGAAAUUGAGAAAUACAAAGCAGCUG
Messenger RNA from Hevea brasiliensis (rubber tree), 829 nucleotides. RefSeq lists its product as uncharacterized. Bases 4 to 444 code for a protein of 146 amino acids. Lineage: Eukaryota; Viridiplantae; Streptophyta; Magnoliopsida; Malpighiales; Euphorbiaceae. The transcript has 2 exons. The record is from RefSeq and is a predicted model, not a curated record.